ACACCCUCGCAACCCCCUCUUCACAGAUGCACGUGGUUGCAGAGUGUCUGCCGGGUGAGACCCGAUCUGAGGACAUAUUUGAAGUUAACCUUUAAUGUAGAAACACCUGCAAACGAUGGACAGGAAACGGGGUCUGAACCGAGCUAAGGAUUUCUCCUUCGUCAACCCCUGGAUCAGAUAUUUUCUGUUCUUCUUCAGCUUUGUGUUUUGGGUUUUCUCCUUGUUGAUUGUUGCCGUCGGAGUUUAUGCUAAAAUCCAGAAAGCUACAGACGCAGUGCGGAACACGUUCCUGAUCGACCCGGCUGUCAUCCUAAUUGUGGUGGGGGUGGUCAUGUUCUUCAUCACUUUCUGCGGUUGCAUCGGAGCGCUCCGACAGAACAUUCGCCUCCUCAAGACAUUCUCCCUCAGCCUCACAUUGGUCUUCCUCACUCAGCUGGCCAUCGCAGUUCUGGGCUUCUUCUACUCUGAGCAGACCCGGGAUGCUCUGGGAAAGUUUGUGAAGAAAGCCGUCGUUCACUACAGGGACGACCUGGAUCUGCAGAACCUGAUGGAUCACAUCCAGAAAGAGUUCCAAUGCUGCGGGUGGAACAACUACACAGACUGGUCUUGGAACCUGUACUUUAAUUGUACGCAUGAGAACCCGAGCUCCGAGCGCUGUGCCGUGCCUUACUCCUGCUGCGCUCCUGUUCCUGGAGAGACUGUGAUCAACACAAUGUGCGGCUUCGGGGUUCAAACCAUGAGCCACCUGGAGGCGAACAAGUCCAUCUACGCUGCGGGCUGCAUGGACAAAGCGGCCAUGUGGAUCGAGUCUCACCUCUUGCUGGUGGGGGCUCUCGCCUUGGGCACAGCCUUGCCUCAGAUUGCAGGCAUCGUGCUGUCCCACAUCCUGGUCUCUCAGAUCCAAGAUGAGAUUACCUCCGUGUUGUGAGCGCGGGCCGGCGCCGGGAAAGACAGGAAGAAAAGAACUCGCAGUGCUUGUGCAAGGGCAUCUUUUUUUUUUAUUGCCACUGUAUCACUGCGACAUUGAAUACAUUUUGGAUGUGAACGUG
Messenger RNA from Gasterosteus aculeatus aculeatus (three-spined stickleback), 1049 nucleotides. RefSeq names its product tetraspanin 33b (gene tspan33b). Gene Ontology annotation, cellular component: plasma membrane. The record is from RefSeq and is a predicted model, not a curated record. Lineage: Eukaryota; Metazoa; Chordata; Actinopteri; Perciformes; Gasterosteidae.